CUCGUCUGAGAUUUCGAAAAAAAUAAUCUGAGAUAUUUUCUCUGUUUUACUGGCACCAUCUAACAAUAUCAGGACACCAGACGAGUCAGAGAGGUGAUUUAGAGCACAAUUUACAUAGGUAUGAAAAUAUAAUGUGCAGUGACUAGAGUAUUGUAGAAAGUUUUGCAGUUGAAAAGAAAUGAAAUGAAAAUCACAUUUUGGUAGACCUUAUCUCUAAAAUGCUAACACCAGCGUUUGAAAUUGCACAAGAUGCCAACACUAUCAUUGUAGUAAUCCAGGCUCCAUAUACAAAGGUGUCCGACACAGAAGUUUUCAUAGAUGGCACUGAUUUCAAGUUUUACUCCAAGCCUUAUUUUCUCAGAUUAACGUUACCAGGAAGACUUGUAGAAGAUGGCAGAGAAGAGGCUAAAUAUGAUGUUGAUAAAGGGUCAUACACUGUCACUGUACCUAAGGAAACACCAGGGGAAUAUUUCCCUGAUCUUGAUAUGCUCACAAAACUACUAGCGCCAUCUAGCAGCCAACCUACUGCUUCCACUCAGCCAAUGAUAGAAGUUCUAGCAUCAGAUUCUGUUGAUGAUGUCACAGAAUGCCAGGAUGAGGAGGAAGAAAUUGAUUGGCAGCUGCCGCAGACACCAUAUCAACCCAAACUUACAACAGAGGGGCCUCAGUAUGGAUUUGCAAACCAGAAAUCUGGUGUUUUUAAACGUCUUGAGAGUGAAUUCUUGGAGAUCCUUGACAUUAAGAAUCCUGAGACUUUGACCCCACAUGAAAGGCGGCAACAGCGAAUAGAGAAUGAAAACUCACAUUUUGAUGAGGAGUAUUAUUUAGCAGAUUUGUUCUAUGAUGACAAUGUACAGAGGAUCAUUGCAUACAAAUCCCCAUGGUUGGCUGAGUAUAGAGCUUGGAAAAAAGGUGAAAAUAUUGUUGAAUUGAGUGAAAUUGACAAGGAGAAAAUGUUGAAACUUCCCCGUAAAGAAUACCUUCUUGAUGCACAUAUAGAGCGCCAUCUAUAUUUAGGACUGGUGGACCUGAUGUUUGCCUAUGCAUACAACCAUAGAAUCACAGAGGGGGAGAACUCUGUUGAGUCAGGAUGGACUAUAAGCAAAUUGAGCGCCACACUAUCAUGUUUUGAGACCUAUAGCAGCUUAUUUGAUGUGUGUCUAGCAUGUCAUCGUAGAGCAAUGUGUUUCCCACUACAUCGUCAUUGGAAACUAACCAAUAAAGUAUUCAAAGAUAUGAAACAGAUCUUCGCAUUAGGGAAGACAAGGCUGCUGAAGUGUUUGCUAGAGAUCCACUCCAUAUUCAUGGAGAGUGACCCCAGGUAUAUCCUGAAUGACCUCUACAUCACAGACUAUUGCGUAUGGAUACAAUCGGUCAGCUCAAAUAAACUAGAGUCAUUUGCAACAAGUCUGGCAGAGGUUGAGGUCAGCAAAGAGGAUGUGAACUUUGACCUUGUUGAACUUGAGCAAGCAGCCUCAUUGGUUCAAUCUGAGGAGAACACAAUUGAUUCUAUGACAUCACAAACAGAACAAUUGAAUAUACACACACCUAGCCAUACAGGCUCUGGAGACAAUACAGAGAAUAGUAAGGCUACCAGCCAUGGGCUAGAAUCCCCUGGUAUUGACUCUAGGUGACAUCUGAGAUGACAAGUCUGAGACCACAGUGGUGGUCUCCAUGACAUCACAGUGGUCUCUAUGACAUCACAGUGAUUUUUAUGCCAAUAUAAACAGCAAUAAUUUACUGAAAUCAUAGUAUGAUAGAGUGCUCAGAUAUCAUUGAAUUUACAAUGAUUACAUCCUGUCAGUACACAUAUCAUUCCAAAUAUUGUCCAAAAAGCACAGAAUAUUCAAACAUGGACCCAAUUUUCCCAAAAAAUGAAAUUGAAGAGUUGUUUUAUUUUAAAUGUAUGAGUUGUCUAGAAUUUUAAGGGACAAAAUAUACUGUCUUCCAUGGGUCGGUGUAAUCCAUUUUAAGGGUUUAUAGGGGUUUUGGGCUUUGCUUUAUAAUGUUGCCCUUUGUGUUGCUUUCUCAGAAUAUGACUUAGGAUUACCACAAAAAGAACAAACAAUUAAUUCCCUUGCUUAUUUUGUACAUUUUAUUUUGCCCAACGACAUGUAAGAAUAAGCUAUACUGCUAAAUCCACAAAAUGUACAUCUUUUAUUUUUAUAUGUGCUGUACAUCAAAGCAUUUUAUAGCAUAUUAGCUAUUUUUAUUCGCUUAAGGUUAGAUGAUUUGAAAAAUGGAACAAUAUUCUGAGCAGACUUCAAAUAUGUAGAUACGUAAACAAAAACUUAAAUAUGCUGGUGCAAUAUUUUGCACUCUAUACCCAAUGACUGAGGGUGACUGAAAGUGAAAUAAACAC
Owenia fusiformis is the source of this 2362-nucleotide messenger RNA. Lineage: Eukaryota; Metazoa; Annelida; Polychaeta; Sabellida; Oweniidae. The record is from the annotation of a GenBank genome assembly.